Amoebophrya sp. A120 is the source of this 999-nucleotide messenger RNA. The record is from the annotation of a GenBank genome assembly. NCBI's taxonomy places the organism in Eukaryota, Dinophyceae, Syndiniales, Amoebophryaceae.
AUGUACAAGAAGCCGUUGAUGAAGAGCGGAAGAAAAAAUGGUAUUCUGGGAACAUUCUUUUUUUGGUCUGUCAUGUAAAUAAAAGUAUCAUUUUCAUGCAGAAGUAAAUGUCUUCCUCGUGGCACGACCCUCGUCGUAUCAGACCAGGGCCUUGCGAAUGAAAACAAAACACAGACACGUCGGCUCAGCAGUGCAUGGCGACGUGCAGAAACACAAAGAUUCCGAUUUUUACACCGAAACUAUCCUGGAUGAACAGAGAUUUACAUCGAGAGCUAUUAUCCAACAAAAAUGCGGGUAAGUACAGUUGUCGAUGUCCACCUUUGUCAUGUGUAGUUUUCCUGCAUGCUAAAUCUCUCUAGCUCUUUUAGUUCGGGGUAUGAAACUACAAAUGGAAAUGCUUCUACUUGCACGACCGGUUUUCAAAUUUUUUCCGAAUUAGAUGUCGAGAAACUUCUGUGUAAAUCACGACCAUCAGGUACAUCAAUUCCGCGACUUUUUUUUGAACAGCGUCAUCGAACAGUUUGGGCUACAACAGCAGUGGUUGCGAAAUGCUUCACAGAGUCAGUAGAAAUUCAUUAUAUCCUGUGUGAAAUUCAUCUCCCCUCCGUGACCACUCUCUAUCAACAUGUUGGAUAUCAUGAACGUCACUCAAGGUCAAACUUGAAACAAAUGGCAUGCAGUUCUCCCUUAUUCGCAUGAAAAGUAGUGGAAGUGGUGGUGGUCAAGGUCUUCAGAGGUGGAUUUCCAUAAAUGAUAAUCCUGAGUUUCAAAACGAGUAAUGGGGUUAGAUCGACAAGUACUAAACCAGUAAUGCGAGGUCAUCAUUUUGCGAGCAAAGCCGAUUCUACAACCGGACAAGUGCAGGGCUAUUUUUCGGAAAAGACGAAACCGGUAGUACCGGAGGGGGCUGACCCAGGUAGAGUUUGUUUUAGAUUCUUGUGUUUUGUCAUGCCCAGAAUGCGUGCUCAACAACAUUCACGCAAGAUGUCAUGCAAAUGA